AAUAGUAGUAAAUUAUGGAGACUGGUGUUAGUGUUGACAGACAUCGGUGGAUCAGAUGGUGACUUCCGUUUACUGCACGUCUUUUGAAGAAGAGCAUUUUGGAAUGCGAUUCCUCGGGGUUUAGCAAAUAGAGCCAGAGAUCCAGAUCCUUAUGGCUGUGUAUGAUGAGAACCUCCUGAAGAACCCUUUUUACCUGGCACUGGAGAAGCAGAGACCCGACCUGUGCAGCAGAGUGGCAGAGCUACAUGGCAUUGUUUUGGUGCCGUGCUGUGGAAGCAUAACCCUUAGUGCGUACACAGCAUCCCAGUUUGAAACCUACGUUUUACACCCAUCUGGAGAAGGGUAUCAGACUAUAGAUGGGAAGGAGCUGACCAUCCAGGACAGCUUGGUGAGACUGGGCUUAGGGUUCCAGGUCCCAGCCAAUGUGCCCAUCCUGUUUGAGGAGACCUUCUACAAUGAGAAGGAGCAGAGCUACAGUAUCCUGUGUAUCGCCAGGCCCAUUGACACCAACCAAAGCCCAGUGGAGGUGGCCCCCAGCCCAGCCCCGUACUAUCUGAAGAAUGUGGAGGAUGUCAGGGAGUUCCUGGGCCGCCAUGUUGAGAAACUGGACAAGUUCAUCAGCAGCUUUUGCCACUCAUUAAAGGAGCAGGAAAAGAAGGGACUGCGACACCACAUUGACUCUGUGAAUUGUCUUUAUACUAAAUGUCUUCAGUGCCUGUUGAGAGACUCUCGCCUGAAAUUGCUGGUCAAACAGGAGCUCCAGAUGACUCUCCUCAAACAGGCGGUUGAGAUGUAUAUACAUCAUGGUAUCCAUGAUUUCAUCUUUAAUUUUGUGGGGACUCUUGAAGCCAGCCAGGAUUCUGCCUUCAACAAAACCACCAGAGGCCUGCAGGACCUGCAGCAGAAAGACUUUGGGGUCAAAUCUGAAUUUAGUAUAAAUAUCCCUCGGGCCAAAAGGGAGCUGAGCCAGUUGAACCGCUGCACCUCUCCUCUACACAAACUGCUCUGCCUCAGGAAGGUGUCUCUCACAAUCAUGCAGUCCCCCAGCCACUCUGUUAGCUUAGAGGCCCUGUGUGCAGACGACCUUCUGUCUGUGAUUCUGUACUUACUGGUGAAGACGGAAAUCCCCAAUUGGAUGGCCAACCUGAGCUACAUCAAGAACUUCCAUUUCUGUAAUUCCACCAAGGAGGAGCUGAGCUACUGCCUGACGUCGUUCGAGGCCGCCGUGGAGUUCAUCAGACAGGGAAACUUCGGCCAGGGCCGCGUGGGUUUAGGGGACCUGAACAACAAAGUGCAUUUCACCCAGAAGAUAAACCUGCUCUCCCAGAACUCUGCUACCCCCAUAGACUGUCUGUUUCAGCACAUAGCCAAUGGUAACGAGGUAGAGGUCCAGCGUGUGUUGAGUGAGAACCAGAGUGACGGUGUAAAGGGGUGCCACCCCCUCUGCUCCUGUGACCACUGUGAGCUCCAUCUCUCAGGGAGCCUGAAUGACCCCUCCAUCAUAACGCCCUUCUCUCGAGACGACAGGGGAUACACACCACUUCACGUCGCUGCUAUCUGCGGUCAGUCCCUGUUGAUCGACCUGCUAGUGUCUAAGGGAGCUCUGGUGAAUGCCACAGACUACCAUGCCCUCUCACCCCUUCACCUCUCCUGCCAGAAGGGCUACCAGCGAGUCACGCUGCUGCUCUUGCACUAUAAGGCUUACUCCGGUGCCCAGGAUAACAAUGGCAACACUCCUCUGCACCUGGCCUGUAUGUACGGACACGAGGAUUGUGUUAAAGCCCUGGUGUACUACGACCUGCACGUGUGCCGUCUGAACAUCCAGAAUGACAAAGGCGACACUCCCCUGCACAUCGCAGCCCGGUGGGGCUACGAGGGCAUCAUUGAGGUGCUGCUGCAGAACGGAGCCAGCACCACCAUCAACAACAAGGUCAACGACUCUCCACUACAAUGUGCCCUCAACUCUAAGAUUCUAACGCUAUUGGAGUUGUCCCACAACGGCUCUGAUAGAAGAGAGAACAAUGAUGCCUCUGACUGCAGCAGCCGCCGCUCCUCUGUUUCCAGCACCACCUCCCAGAGCUCCGAGGCCAGACCCGACAGAGACAGGUUCCGACACAAAGAGGUGGAGAAGUUGCUUCGUGCGGUGGCAGAUGGAGACAUAGAGAUGGUGCGGUACCUGUUGGAGUGGUUGGAUGAGGAACCAGAGGAGCAGCAUGCAGGGCUGCCGUCCUGGACAGAACUGUGCCACCCACUGUGCCAGUGUCCACACUGUGGACCUACACAGAAGAAGUUGGCGUGCCUGCAGGCCAGUGGUCUGAGUGUGAACAGCAGUAGUGUGGAUGGCUUCACUCCCCUCCACGUGGCAGCGCUCCAUGGUCACACGGCCCUGGUGUCCCUGUUCAGCCGCCACGAGGCCAAUGUUGACGCACGCAACAGCCAGAGUGCCACGCCACUGCACCUGGCCAGCCAGAACAACCACGUACAGGUAGUGACAUCACUGCUGGAGUGCAACGCCAAGCUGAAUAAGAAGGAUCACUAUGGCAACACCCCUCUGAUCCACACCUGCCUCAGAGGUCACCUGGACACAGCCACCAUCCUGCUACAGAGCAAUGCGUCAGUGAACCUGUCCAAUAACCAGGGGAACACGGCCCUGCAUGAGGCUGUGAGGGGAGGUCACCUGGCUCUGGUGGAGCUGUUACUGCAGGCUGGAGCCCUGGUCCACAUGAGGAACCGGAGACAGAGGACCGCACUGGACUGUGGCAAGGAGACUGGGGGCAAGAACACUGAGAUCCUGAGGAUUCUUCAGAAGGCUUCUGGACUCUCCCCUGAUGCUGAACCAAUCAAACUGCUCUCUGUGCCCAAGGGGGCUUUGGCCCAUUCAUUUGUCCAGAGGUUCAAGCUCCAUCAGCAUAAUACCAAUGGAAGAUGUCAGAAGCUAGCCCAGUCAAUCAACAGAGUUCAGCAGAUGAAGAAAGGUCUUCCCAGGGACCCCAGUGUACCUUCCAUCAACUCGCCCACUGCCCAGAGGAGGAAGCUGAGGCGGGGGGUGACCCUGGAGAGCAGUGGGCCUUUCAGCAUCUGCUCCAGCCCAGAGGGAAGCCCCCCGCCUGGGUACCACAGGGACAGCGAGAGGGUCCUGAGCCACUGUCACACUGUGGACACAGAACACCCCCCAUUCCCUCAGUGGGCCCGGGACCUGAGACACACAGAGGUUAAGGUGGACACACAUGAAGCCGAAGACCCUUCACACACAGACACUCCCGGUGAGCCUGACAUACACACACCUGACGUAUCAAGUACACAGCUGAUGGCCGUUCAAAUACACACGCACAGCCAACAACCCCUCUAAUACCCUACAAACAACCAGCAGCGUCCCAUCACACACACCUAGCCAAGUCAAUGAAGGAGACAGACCAAGAAGGACAUGAAAAAUAUGUCCUCACCAGAUACAGAUUUACAGUGGAAAAGAUACUGUCCAGAGGCUGGGAGCCGACCCAAAGAGCUGGUAGAAGACUUGGUGGAUAAAUGGAGAUCCUUUAAGGAACGGAUGGUUGAGGCAGACUCCAGACGGGAGAACUUGCACCAAGUGGGUUAACCAGAGAUGAGUGGAGCCUAGUUCUAGUUACAGAAAGAGGGCUUCUAUACUGACUAUUAUUGAAAGCACUUUUUCACCUUGCCUUCAGGAAAAAGGGUAACAAAUCAUGUUAAUUCAACUUCAUGCGAAUGUCAUUUCUGUUUUAGUACAUUUUUUAUUUGGUUGCUCACUCUUCUAAAAGAGAGUAGAUAGAACGUUGUGACAUUAUAGCAUAUCACGAUGAAGAAAGUUGGUUUACUUGAUAGGAUCAUCUGCAUCUAUGCUCCUCUUGCAUCUGACAGGGUUUUAUUUCAACAUGUACAAUCAGGGCUCUGUUUUUAUUCCUAACAAUUUAGUUUUUUUAUUACACUUCUCAGGUUUGGAUAUAAUUUUUAAUUGACUGCGUUAGUUAUUCCCUUUUUUAGAAAAACCAUCAAUUCCCCUUUUCAACCCAUCUAUAACACAUGACCUCCCUGGUGUGACAUCUGAAUGACUAUGCACAGUAAGGCCACACUUGUAUCUCACUGAAUGUCACACACAGUUUUCUUGGUUGCUCUGUAGGUAGAGGGAGCAAUGUAUAUACAUCUAUAUACAGUGAGUAGCUCAAUUUGUUGACUCCAGAAAUUGUACUGUAGUUGUUACUAUAUUCUCAAAUGCAGUACAACUGCCAUAGUUAAUGUCUAUCAUUUUUACUGUAUUCUGAUGUAACACAUGCCAUGGAAAUGGGUACAUAUGUAAAAAAAAAAAUAGAUAUAUAUAUGGCCUUGCUUGACAGGAUCAACUGCCAUAGAAGUGAAACAGAAUUUUCUGCUCAAUGAUAAAUAAGCACUUUUUGCAGCAGAAAAUUCUGUUUCACUUCUAUGGCAGUUGAUCCUGUCAAGCAAGGCCAUAUAGGACCCAACCGACGCUAUCGGGAGUUUGCACUUUGCUCCUAGCAUUUUUUUCUUUCUGUCAACAACACUCUGAAAUGUCUGUAGCUCUUUGAAUUGACAUUAUUUUAAAUCGUUUUCCAGCACAUACAGUAUAUUUAACACAAACGACUAGCAUCAAUCAGCGUACGGAUGUAUUUUUAUUUCAAGGUGACCGUUUUGGUAUAUGCAUUAGUAGUUAUCCACUCCAAUUGCAAUAUUAAUUUAUGUACUAAAGUAUUUUAUUUUGAAUGUUGAGGCAGUGAACAAUAUUAUUAUAUUAUUAUUAUUAAAUAAACCCAUGAUCUAUUGUCAUUUGGUCAUGCAGGUGUUGGCCAGUUAUAAAAAAAAAAAAAUUAAAUGUGUGCUUUAGGAUCUAUAUGCUUGGUAAGUUUCUAAUGUUAUGACUUUUAUACUGUUAAAAUAUUUUAAAGGGUCAUUCUAGACUUGGUACGUACAUUUUUGAGUGAUACAUUAUAUGUACCCAUUUGAUUCUUCAAUAAAAUGCCUCAUGAGCUUA
Molecule: messenger RNA, 5002 nt
Organism: Oncorhynchus keta (chum salmon)
Lineage: Eukaryota; Metazoa; Chordata; Actinopteri; Salmoniformes; Salmonidae
Gene: ankrd27
Product: ankyrin repeat domain 27 (VPS9 domain)
Exons: 27
Coding region: 152-3349 (1065 amino acids)
Biological process (GO): neuron projection morphogenesis; early endosome to late endosome transport
Cellular component (GO): early endosome; transport vesicle; tubular endosome
Molecular function (GO): guanyl-nucleotide exchange factor activity; SNARE binding
Source: RefSeq, a predicted model, not a curated record